CUUUUCCUCUUUUUUUUUUUUUAUUAUUUCUUGUAAUUAAACACAACAUAUAAAUGAAAGAAUAUAAGCUUGUAGUUUUAGGUUCAGGAGGUGUAGGAAAGUCAGCUCUGACUGUUCAAUUUGUUCAAUCUAUCUUUGUUGAAAAAUAUGAUCCUACCAUUGAGGAUUCUUAUAGAAAACAAGUUGAGGUUGAUGGACAACAAUGCAUGCUCGAGAUUUUAGAUACAGCAGGUACUGAGCAAUUUACAGCAAUGCGUGAUUUAUACAUGAAAAACGGUCAGGGUUUUGUUUUAGUAUUUUCGAUAACAAGUCAAGUUACUUUGACUGAUCUUCAUGAGAUUAGGGAGCAAAUAAUUAGAGUGAAAGGUUCUGAAAAUAUACCUAUGGUAUUAGUGGGUAAUAAAUGUGAUUUAGAAAAUGAAAGAAUGGUUUCAAGAGAAAAAGGAAUGUCAUUGUCACAACAAUGGGGUGGAAAACCAUUUUAUGAAACUUCAGCAAGAUUUAAAAUUAAUGUUGAUGAAGUAUUUUAUGAUGUAGUUAGACAGAUUAACAAACAAAAUCCUUCAAAAGAGAAGAAUAAGAAAAAGUUUAAAUGUCUUAUUUUAUAAUAUAAGUAUUUAUUCCUCCCUCCCUUUCUUCCCUUUCGCCUUCCCCUUAUAUA
Cokeromyces recurvatus is the source of this 661-nucleotide messenger RNA. Its product is annotated as small GTPase superfamily. NCBI's taxonomy places the organism in Eukaryota, Fungi, Mucoromycota, Mucoromycetes, Mucorales, Mucoraceae. Bases 54 to 608 code for a protein of 184 amino acids. Gene Ontology annotation, biological process: signal transduction. Gene Ontology annotation, cellular component: plasma membrane. The transcript is spliced from 3 exons. The record is from RefSeq and is a predicted model, not a curated record. Gene Ontology annotation, molecular function: GTP binding; GDP binding; GTPase activity.